Messenger RNA from Penicillium waksmanii, 1119 nucleotides. RefSeq lists its product as uncharacterized. NCBI's taxonomy places the organism in Eukaryota, Fungi, Ascomycota, Eurotiomycetes, Eurotiales, Aspergillaceae. The transcript has a single exon. Bases 1 to 1119 code for a protein of 372 amino acids. The record is from RefSeq and is a predicted model, not a curated record.
AUGGAAUCGCCGUUGUUUGUUGAAAAGGAACAUGCACCGGGCUUUGAUACGUCUGCACGGCACAAGGGCGCAUCAGGCAGGUCAUCUCUUAUCGGAAGAAGCAACGCUUCAACACGUCUGGUACUCUCCAGUGAGAUCGACCAUUCAGAAAAUAGACCCGAGCCUAUGGACUUAGAUCCUCUCGAGCCAGCUCAAGAUGAGGAAAUCUUUGAUCAGAGAAGUCCAUCGGGUGGAGAUCACUCUACUCCCCGAUGGUCACUGAGCGAUUCAGUGCUGGAAAUGGUCCCUUCUCGCUGCUCGCCCGGGGCUGAUCCAGAGCUUGGAGAUUUUAAGAGUGAAUGCACCCAGAUCUCUCUGGAAACAGUCUCACUCGAAUGGGACCAGGGCGAGCGAGCAACAGGAGAGGAACCCAGUCCAGACACUGGAUCUGCCCUCGGAAUUACUGCACAGACACCUAUCGAUUCUGCAGCACAGCGACGAUCUUCGUCAGAAACGAUAAUAUUGUCAGAAGAACGCCGUCCCUCCAGGUCUGAAGAGCUAGAGGCUUUCCUCAAUGGCUUGAGGAGGGCCCAAGUGGAGCAGGAAGAAUUGGAAAAAAGGAUGGAGAGCGACCGGCUCAAUGAAGAGCUCAAUCUGCUCUAUCAUAAUCAAGCUUCACCUAGAGAUUUGCUUCAAUCAGGUCAAACUCAGACUUUGUCACUAUCGAUCUCUGCUGACGAACAAUCGGAAGCAAUGUACAAAGAGACCAGGCACAUCGCAACAAAACCUGUCGACCCCAAUUGUCAAACGUCUACACAACCGCUUAUCGAGAUCAAGUUCUGGUCACUCGAGCGAGGUCAGUGGAACCAAUCAGACUGUCUUCUCGUAGACCGGUUGGAUCCCUCACCCAUGGAGCGGCUCGCACGAAAGUACUCCUGCAAAGGAUUUACACUCUACGAUGUGAACCUCAAGAGCCUUCGUCCGGCCCAUUGCUACCGCGCAGCAACAGCGGAUGAUACCAAAGCGAUCUUCUUGAUUUCGGCCCACGAAGAGAAAGCAAUUGCGGCUACAGAAGGAUUACGGAAGGAGGAAAAGCUGAUUUCAAUGGCUGCUCGCGUUGUGGGACGUGCACGAUAUUGA